Messenger RNA from Cyprinus carpio (common carp), 774 nucleotides. RefSeq lists its product as uncharacterized. The record is from RefSeq and is a predicted model, not a curated record. The coding region runs from base 1 to 735 and encodes 244 amino acids. The transcript is spliced from 3 exons. Lineage: Eukaryota; Metazoa; Chordata; Actinopteri; Cypriniformes; Cyprinidae.
AUGGGUGGCGGGAGCCGAUUUCUGAAGAAGACUUCCAAAGAUGCCACUGGUGAUAGACGUUCAUCUGCUCCUACAGGAAGUCCUGCUGGAACAGAUGAAUUUAGGUUCAUACCUCAACGUGGUUUGCAAAGCGCGGCUUUGAGUAGACUAGCCUUCAUCGAGAACCACAUCAGAAACCAGAAAAACUUCAAAAUGAAUGUAAUGACACUGGAUGAUCUCGCCCCUAUACCUUUUGAAGCAGCUGCAAUCUCACAAGAAAAGACCAGAACAGAAGAUAGUAACAAGAAGUCAUCCAACAACAUCUCAAAGGUUGCUUCACCACCCACACCGGAAGAUGCCUUGGCUGCCUACAAAAGCGAUUUUGAGAGCGAGAUCCCAUCUGAGAUGCCACAGAGCACCGGUGAGAUCUCCAGACGUCUCACAGAUAAAAACACAGAUGCCUCAAUGAUCAGCGAGGCCCAGCACAGCACAUACAAAUCCCAGGAUGAAGACGACGAUGACCAUACUUUAUCUCAAUCAUCGUCAUCCAGUCGCCACUCAGGCUCUUCCUUGAGGUCUAGCUCGUCCAUUGCAACAGUCACAGAUGGCCCCAGUCCUGACCGUCGUGUAAAGGAGGUUGCGGUACAGACGCAGACAGAUGGACUAACUUACACAUGGUCUUCUGGUAGGUUUACAUUAUCUGAUACUUCAGUCCAGCCAGGCUACAUUUCUUUGGGGCGUAGCUCAGGGUUAUAGUUCAAGACCACUUUGUUCUUGUUCUGAGAGAAAUGUAUA